Messenger RNA from Branchiostoma belcheri (Belcher's lancelet), 1517 nucleotides. Its product is annotated as endothelin B receptor-like. Gene Ontology annotation, biological process: G protein-coupled receptor signaling pathway; enteric nervous system development; regulation of blood pressure. Gene Ontology annotation, cellular component: membrane. The record is from RefSeq and is a predicted model, not a curated record. NCBI's taxonomy places the organism in Eukaryota, Metazoa, Chordata, Leptocardii, Amphioxiformes, Branchiostomatidae. The transcript has 5 exons. Bases 204 to 1454 code for a protein of 416 amino acids. Gene Ontology annotation, molecular function: endothelin receptor activity.
CUUCGAAAAGACUUGUCCUUUCUGUGACAACUGUGCUUCUGUGGAGCUCCACCGUGCUGGGUGACAAGAACAUAACGUCCGCUCUGCCAACCAGCACUACUACUGCGGAUAGACACGGUCUUCACACCGACAGUUUCACAACACUCGUCCCUGGACAGGGGUACACGUCCUAUUACAUAACAGAAAACUCGCCAAGUGUCCACAUGCACACGCCUUUUCCAACGACUUCAACGCUUCAACCAAACCAAAAGCAAGCCGGUUGCAAAAUCCGGGUCCCCCGGCCGAACGAAACGGCGAGCCUGCCCUGUCCUAGCCCGAUCACCGUAGACCACGCGGUCAAAAUCACCCACAUCGCCCUCUCUGCGGUCAUCUUCCUGCUCGGUUUGACCGGUAACGCGCUGGUCAUCCGGAUUGUCGCCACCAAACCGGACAUGAGGAACGCACCGAACGUCCUGCUGGCCGGGCUGGCUUGUGGGGAUCUCCUGUUCGUCUUACUGUGCGUCCCGAUCACCGCCUACAACCUGUACACGGUCCCCACGGCCUGGAUAUUCGGCCCCGCCGUGUGUAAACUGCUGCCGUUCCUGCAGCAGACGUCUCUUGGAGUGACGGUCUUGUCACUGAUGGCACUGAGUGCGGACAGGUACACGGCGGUGGUGUCCUCCACCAUGAGCCGGUUGUCUCAGAGCUGGCGCGGGCUGGGCGUGCGGCUGGCGCUCAUCUGGUCCCUGGCCGUCCUGGCUGCCGUCCCCGCCGCCGUGACACACACAACCCGCCGGGUCAGGUGGCACCACGGGUACAUCACCGUCUGCGGCAUGGACCAGGAAAGUCCCUUCGCGCGGACGUACCAACGAACGAGGGUGUGGCUUCGCUUCGCCCUGUACUUCUGUCUCCCCCUAGCGGUCACGGCGGUGCAUUACAGCCUGAUGGCCAAGCACAUGAUGAGAAAUACGCGCGGGAUGGACGACCGCAUGUCGAAGCGCCGCCGUGCGGCCAGAGUGGUGCUGUGCAUCGUGGCGCUGUUCGCCCUGUGCUGGCUGCCCUACCACCUGACUAACAUCCUCCGCAUCACCCUGCCCUGCUCCGUACUGCAGAACAUCUGCACGUUCAGCGCGCUCCAAGGCGGGAUCCAUUUCGGGUUAGCCCUGGGCAGCUUCAACUCCUGUGUGAACCCCAUCGCGCUGUACAUCCUCAGCAGAAAAUACAAGAUCUACAUGGAUGCCCUGCUGUUCUGCUGCUGCUCGCAAGGUGGCGACGAGCUCCUGGAUCCACGUCGCGGCAGUAUCUGGACGUCCCGCCAUAGGCCGUCCUGUGACGUCACCAGCAUGUCCGUUGCAGCUCGUCUACUCCGCCGCCAGGAGGCGUUUGCGAACGAGAGUACCAGAUCGUCGGGUUUGGAGAUGGGGAGUCAGGCGGGUGACAGCUCUGAAAGGAACUCUUCCGUUGUUGCCGACUAAUAUUUGAGUGACAUAAACCUACAGGUAGUCUCAGAACUAUUAAAGUCGGCUUACAGAUGUUUA